This is a messenger RNA of Rotaria sordida, 348 nucleotides long. The record is from the annotation of a GenBank genome assembly. NCBI's taxonomy places the organism in Eukaryota, Metazoa, Rotifera, Eurotatoria, Philodinida, Philodinidae.
AUGAUUGACAGUACACAAAAUAGUUUGGGUGCAAAUAGUCAAACCACAGCUCUAAAGUUUACUUCCUCGUUAGGAAACUGGAAAUGUGUUGGAAGAAAUCAAAUUGCGGUGCAAAUUGUUAAUAUUAAUCUUCCGGAGCCUGGUAGUAAUGAUGAAGGUUCAUACACUAUUGCUGAUUACGCGUUGAGUAUACCGAACAAUUGUGAAACAGUGACAGGAACACGCGGAUUCUCAAACUAUGCGCUCGAUACUGAUCCAAAUGAUCCUCAUAAAACACCACUUCCUGGACAAUCAUUCCCAAAAUACCCAGCCAGUGGUCUAAAAGUCCAUUUAUUACAAAAUAAAUAG